Molecule: messenger RNA, 813 nt
Organism: Dovyalis caffra
Lineage: Eukaryota; Viridiplantae; Streptophyta; Magnoliopsida; Malpighiales; Salicaceae
Source: the annotation of a GenBank genome assembly
AUGGCCAUAACAUGCCCAUACCGACCUAGCCAUGCGGACCCCAUCGCCCACGUGGAGAUUUCUGUGUGCGAACAAAGAUUGCUGGAAAACAUGGAAGGUGGUGUUGCGUAUGAGAAUGAUCUAAACCUCAAGGCAACCGAGCUUAGAUUGGGGUUGCCAGGGACGGACUGUACUAAAGAAGAACAAGCAGUAUCUGGUGCUAGAAACAACAAACGUCCAUUGAAGGAGACCAGCGAGGAGUGUAGAGCAAAAGGCAAAUCUGAUGCUCCACAUGAUGACCAAGGAACUGCCACUGCUCCCAAGGCACAGAUAGUAGGCUGGCCACCAAUCCGAUCCUACAGGAAAAACAACCUGCAGCCGAAGAAGGCUGAGGCCGAGGCUGCAGCUGGGAUGUACGUUAAAGUCAGCAUGGAUGGAGCACCAUACCUUAGAAAGAUUGACCUUAAGGUUUACAAUGGAUACCCUGAACUCCUAAAGGCUUUAGAGAACAUGUUCAAGCUCACCAUAGGCGAGUACUCUGAGAGGGAAGGCUACAAAGGAUCAGAAUAUGCACCUACUUAUGAGGACAAAGAUGGUGACUUGAUGCUGGUUGGAGAUGUUCCCUGGGAUAUGUUUUUGUCAUCCUGCAAGAAAUUGAGAAUCAUGAAAGGAUCAGAAGCAAGAGGCUUGGGCUGUGGUUGUGAAACAGAUUUAGACUUUUUGAUGCAGCAUGUGUCCACCUGUUCAGGGAUCAACAGGUUCAUUGCCUACGAGAAAUAUGUCACCUUUCAGUCAGAUUUGGAUGUUCAGGAAAUGUCUAGCAUGAUCUUUUAA